Messenger RNA from Odocoileus virginianus texanus, 2196 nucleotides. NCBI's taxonomy places the organism in Eukaryota, Metazoa, Chordata, Mammalia, Artiodactyla, Cervidae. The record is from RefSeq and is a predicted model, not a curated record.
AUGGAAAACAGUAUGGAGACUCCUCAAAAUCAGAACUACCAGAUGUCCCAGCAAUUCCACAUCUGGAGAAAUGAUGAAGAAGCAGUUGUGGAUAGAGGUGGAACUCGUUCUAUUCUCAAAACACACUUUGAGAAAGAAGAUUUAGAAGGUCAUCGGACACUAUUUAUUGGCGUUCAUGUGCCCCUGGGAGGAAGAAAAAGCCAUCGACGUCACAGGCAUCGUGGUCAUAAACACAGAAAGAGAGACAGAGAGAGAGAUUCAGGACUAGAGGAUGGAAGGGAGUCACCUUCCUUUGACACCCCAUCACAGCGAGUACAGUUUAUUCUUGGGACUGAGGAUGAUGAUGAGGAGCACAUUCCUCACGACCUCUUCACAGAACUCGAUGAGAUUUGCUGGCGUGAAGGUGAGGAUGCUGAGUGGCGAGAAACAGCCAGGUGGUUGAAGUUUGAAGAAGAUGUGGAAGAUGGAGGGGAAAGGUGGAGCAAGCCUUAUGUGGCUACUCUUUCACUGCACAGCUUAUUUGAGUUAAGAAGUUGUGUUCUGAAUGGAACUGUGUUGCUGGACAUGCAUGCCAAUACUUUAGAAGAAAUUGCAGAUAUGGUCCUUGAUCAACAAGUGAGCUCAGGUCAGCUCAAUGAGGAUGUACGCCACAGGGUCCACGAGGCUUUGAUGAAACAGCAUCACCACCAGAAUCAGAAGAAGCUAACCAAUAGGAUUCCUAUUGUUCGUUCCUUUGCUGAUAUCGGCAAGAAGCAAUCAGAACCAAAUUCCAUGGAUAAAAAUGCAGGCCAGGUUGUUUCUCCUCAGUCUGCACCAGCCUGUGUUGAAAAUAAAAAUGAUGUGAGCAGGGAAAACAGCACAGUUGACUUCAGCAAGGGGCUGGGAGGCCAACAAAAGGGGCAUGCUAGUCCAUGUGGGCUGAGACAAAGACACGAAAAAGGACCUCCACAGCAGCAAGAGAGAGAGGUUGAUCUGCAUUUUAUGAAGAAGAUUCCUCCAGGUGCUGAAGCUUCAAACAUCUUAGUUGGGGAAUUGGAGUUUUUGGAUCGAACUGUAGUUGCAUUUGUCAGGUUGUCCCCAGCUGUACUGCUUCAAGGAUUAGCUGAGGUCCCAAUCCCAACCAGAUUUUUGUUCAUUCUUCUGGGACCCCUGGGAAAGGGUCAACAGUACCAUGAGAUUGGCAGAUCAAUUGCAACCUUAAUGACAGAUGAGGUAUUUCAUGAUGUUGCUUACAAAGCAAAAGAUCGCAAUGACUUGGUAUCAGGAAUUGACGAAUUUCUGGAUCAGGUUACUGUUCUCCCUCCUGGAGAGUGGGAUCCAAGCAUUCGAAUAGAGCCUCCCAAAAACGUUCCUUCCCAGGAGAAGAGGAAGAUUCCUGCUGUACCAAAUGGAACAGCAGCUCAUGGGGAAGCUGAGCCCCAUGGAGGACAUAGUGGACCUGAGCUCCAGCGAACCGGAAGGAUUUUUGGGGGACUUAUUUUAGAUAUCAAAAGAAAAGCUCCAUACUUCUGGAGUGACUUCACAGAUGCUUUCAGCCUGCAGUGUUUAGCAUCUUUUCUGUUUCUCUACUGCGCAUGUAUGUCUCCUGUCAUCACAUUUGGAGGACUGUUGGGAGAAGCAACUGAAGGUCGAAUAAGUGCAAUCGAGUCUCUCUUUGGAGCAUCUAUGACUGGGAUAGCCUAUUCUCUCUUUGGUGGACAGCCUCUUACCAUACUAGGCAGUACAGGACCAGUUUUGGUGUUUGAAAAGAUUUUGUUUAAAUUUUGCAAAGAAUAUGGGCUGUCAUACCUAUCUUUAAGAGCUAGUAUUGGACUUUGGACUGCAACCCUGUGUAUCAUACUUGUGGCCACUGAUGCAAGCUCCCUUGUCUGCUAUAUCACUCGGUUUACUGAAGAAGCUUUUGCUUCUCUUAUUUGCAUCAUUUUCAUUUAUGAGGCUCUAGAGAAGUUGUUUGAACUCAGUGAAGCAUAUCCAAUCAACAUGCAUAAUGAUUUGGAACUGCUGACACAAUACUCGUUAUAGAUAAUUCUCUUUCUCCUUUGUGUUGACUUAAAUAGACUGCAAGUUAUUUCUCUAGAAAAAUGGAUUUAUUCAGGAUCAGCAAAGAAUUGCAGUUUGGGAUAUGAAACCAUGGCAAGCUGUGUACAGGACCCAUGAAAAAAUGGAGAGAACUCUUUUAUAGAGUGGAAAGGUAAU